Molecule: messenger RNA, 3026 nt
Organism: Nanorana parkeri
Lineage: Eukaryota; Metazoa; Chordata; Amphibia; Anura; Dicroglossidae
Gene: TRIM8
Product: tripartite motif containing 8
Exons: 6
Coding region: 40-1695 (551 amino acids)
Source: RefSeq, a predicted model, not a curated record
AAGAACGUGAUCUACGUUACCUACGUGGCCUAGUUGGAGAUGGCGGAAAAUUGGAAAAACUGCUUUGAAGAGGAGCUGAUAUGUCCCAUUUGUCUGCAUGUCUUCAUUGAGCCUGUACAGCUUCCUUGCAAGCACAAUUUCUGCAGAGGGUGCAUCAGCGAGGCCUGGGCAAAAGAGACUGGUCUAGUCCGAUGCCCGGAGUGCAACCAGGCCUACAACCAGAAGCCCAACUUGGAAAAGAACCUUAAGCUCACAAACAUUGUGGAAAAAUUUAAUUGCCUCAAUGUAGAUAAGCCACCCUCCAUCCUGCACUGUGUGUUCUGUCGAAGGGGACCUCCACUUCCUGCCCAGAAGAUCUGCUUGAGAUGUGAAGCGCCCUGCUGCCAGUCCCACGUGCAGACCCACCUACAGCAGCCCUCCACUGCUCGAGGGCACCUCCUAGUGGAAGCUGAAGACGUCAGGGCCUGGAGCUGUCCACAACACAAUGCUUAUCGACUGUACCACUGUGAAGCUGAGCAGGUGGCGGUGUGCCAGUUUUGCUGUUAUUAUAGUGGUGCCCAUCAAGGACAUUCUGUGUGUGAUGUAGAGAUCAGAAGGAAUGAAAUCAGGAAAAUGCUUAUGAAACAACAGGAUCGCCUUGAGGAGCGUGAGCAAGACAUUGAAGAUCAACUGUACAAACUGGAAUCUGACAAGAGACUAGUGGAGGAAAAGGUGAACCAGCUGAAGGACGAAGUCCGACAGCAGUACGAGAGAUUGCACCAGAUUCUGGAUGAAGACAUGAGGAAAACCAUGGAUGUUCUGGAUAAGGCUCAAGCCAAAUUCUGCAAUGAGAAUGCAGCCCAGGUUCUGCAGCUAAAUGAACGUAUGCAAGAAGCCAAAAAGCUGCUGAGCUCUGUACAGGUCAUGUUUGACAAAACAGAGGACAUCAACUUCAUGAAGAAUACAAAGUCUGUGAAAAUCCUGAUGGACAGGACUCAAAACUGCACCGGGGGAAGCCUCCCUCCACCGAAAAUCGGGCAUCUUAACUCCAAACUCUUCCUGACAGAAAUUUCCAAGAAGGAGAAACAGCUGAGGAAAAUGCUGGAAGGUCCAUUCAACACACCUGUGCCAUUCCUGCAGAACAUUCCUAUGUACGCCUGCAAUGUAAGCAGCUCAGGGGCAGAAAAGCGCAAGCAUUCAACUGCAUUCCCUGAAGGCAGCUUCCUUGACCCGGCACCAGGAACUGUUAGUGGCCAGUACAUAAGCCAGGGUUCUUCCACUGGUGAGGGCCAGUCAUCGCAACCCAUGGUGCCUUGCAGCUCCACCCAGCAUAUCGUAGGACUUCCCAGCGGCCCACAGCCGGUCCACUCCAACUCUGUCUUCAACCCCUCCCACUACCCGAAUACCUCCUCAUCUCAGCAGUCUGUCCUUUCCCAGUAUGGAGGACGCAAGAUCCUGGUCUGCUCUGUGGACAACUGUUAUUGCUCCUCAGUGUCCAAUCACAGUGGACACCAGCCGUAUCCCAGGUCUGGCCACUUCCCAUGGACAGUCUCUUCCCAGGAGUACUCUCAUCCUCUUCCACCCACCCCAUCUGUAACGCAAUCUCUUCCAGGACUCGCUGUGAGAGAAUGGAUUGAUGCUUCCCAGCAGCAUAGCCGCCAAGAUUUCUAUAGGGUCUAUGGGCAGCCAGCCACCAAGCACUAUGUCACCAGUUAAGUCUUAGAGCAAGCUAGCCUUGAUAAAUAUGCAUUUCAGAAAAAAAGACUCCCUCAACCUGGAAAAGAAUAACUAGCCUUGUUUAGCAGUGGAUAACCUUUCCACUCCUGAAUAUGCUUACCAUUGGAUUGUUUCAUAACUUUUGCUUUUAUUCCGAUAACAUUUUUGGACUAUGGUGUAUGCCUUUUUCCCAUCUGAAGAGACAGUGAUUUCAUUUUUUUCCAGUGCUUUGAAGACUUCUGCUGAUCUUUUUAUCAGUUGUGCUAAAUGACCCUUAGUUUUUUUUAUUUUAUUUUUCCUUUGUGUGCGUUUUUAUUUUUUAAAUUAGUUCACUGUAUUACUUUAGAAAUUAACCGUCUCAUGUGAUAGGAGUUUUAAGUUAAAAGGCCACUUAUCAAAUAGACACUUUUUAACUUUUUUUUUCUGUUUUUAUUUUUAAAGAUAUGUGUAAAUAUACAAAGAUUAGAAGAAAAUGUACGAGUACACAGAAAAAGGGAACGGGGGUAAUUUUUUUCCCCCCCAGAAAAUCCGCAUGCUCCUGUGAAGCUUUUCGAUCAUGCAGUAAUGGACUUUCUACUCAACUGGAGCACCGAACUGCAUGUUCUAACUUUGAACAGUAGAGAAAUAUAAAUAUAUUUCUCUGUUCUGCUCCUUUACUUGAAGCCUACCCUAUCAAAUAAGACUAUAUUUUUGAAUACAUUGGAAAUUAAAAUUGCAGGGACAGGGGCAGAUGCGUUAAAAAGAUACAUGUUGUACAUAAAGGAAGAAGAAAUACAGGGUAAUUUUUUUUAACUUUUAAUCCUAUAUGUAACCCUUUAAAAUUAGUAUAUUUUUUUAACAUUCCAAAUACAUGUUAAAAAAGUGCAAUUCAAUUUUUCUUCACUUAAAAGUGGAAAGUUUUGCUUUAUAGAUGACAAAUAUCAUUUCUGGAGUGCCACAAAUGUAAUAAAAAAAAACAAAACAAACAAAAAAAACUACAAAAUGUAUGUAUGUACAGAUUAAGGUCCAAGCACUUUUUUCUCUCUUUUUGUUUUCUGCAGCAUUAACUAAUGAACCAUUUAAUGCCAUAUUGAAAUAUUACAGCAAUAAGACUUUGUACUGUAUGUUGCUAAGGGACUCUAAUGGCGGAAGAAAAAAAUACACUUGGGAAGGCACUUGAGAUGGGCGCCAGUUGGACAACUGAGCAUUGAAACUAGCAAAUACUGCAUGACAAACAGCAGAUAAUGCGCUCCUGUGAUUUCUUGCAUUUUUCUAUAUCAGUGUUGGAUCUGAAGGUAAAAUUAUCAUACCACGCUCCUCUUAAAGCAGCAGUCCCGCUUUCUUGGUCAAAA